CAGCCAAAACUAAAAAUUAAAAAGAAAAGCAACUAAGACAAUCGUAUCAAGAAAUAAAUUUCUAAAUUUCGACUGUGGACGCUUAUAAUAACGCAACAGUAGCCGUCGGGCAAGCGCAUAUUCAAAUUUGCUAUCUCGUCUCUUGAUGUAAGAUACAAAAUUAUACGGAGAAAACUACACCCAAUUUUGUAGAUGCUGGAAGUGCCAGAGUGCCACUAUGCUACGCUCCUGAAACGCUGUUAGAGUGGAUAACAAGUGGCUGUUCUAUUCUCAAUCGUUCCCAAUCGUUCCGCGGAACAACAAAUCUUUUAGAGAACGCUGAUUCUUUAAACAUGUGUUUAACAAGGUUUUGAUUCGAACAUCGGGAUGUUCCGUUCAUUCUUACGUAUAUCUUAAAUUCAAGGACUAUGGAACCAGGUACUUUCUCAAAAGAAAUAAAUGGUUCACUGCUUCAUAUGGUUUCACGCAUACGUUCAAACACGAUGUAUAAACGAUUAAAAUGAUUAUUUAACAAUUAACGGACAGUUGUUUGUCUCUUCGUUUAGUAUAUAUACCCUCGUUUAUUAUCUAAUGUAUGCACUUUGCACAAUUUUCAUAGGCACAUAAUAAGUUCAUACAUUUAGCAGCAGUAUACUGUGUUUAUAAAUUACGAUUUAUUACAUAUUCUUCUCCUUUAACUGUCUUUAUUAAUGUUUAAACGGCUACUGUUUCUACUUUACAAGAAAGCACAAGGAAAGAAACAAUUGUAAAGGUAGCAGGUUGGUUAAGAGGGAUUUGGGAAAUGAGACGUCAAACUGGCCCCGUUCAACAAUGGAUAGAUUCAAUACCGUCGCCUAUUAAGUCUAAUUUUGCUAUAAAGAAUGAAUAUCAAGAAGAUAGGACAGAGACAGCCGGUGGUUCAUUGGAACCGACACAGCCUAAGGACAUUCCAUAUCCCAUGGGAACAAAACAGCCAAUUAUGACUAUAUCCGCGCCUAUUAAUGUUCCUACUACAACGACAAUUAAUACACCAGGCCUACCUAGCUCAUUGCCUCAUAGGCUGGUUCGAGAUCCUAGUUUACAGUCUGACAGUAGUCACUGUAGCAGUGUAGAAAGCCUAUUAGAAUUAAGGAGGGCGGAUCCAGAAGCAAUUUUACUUGGCCUCGGUUUCGGUGGUUGCUCGAGCAGCCCGCAGGAAAAUGGUUCCCUUUCUCGUAUACCAAAAAGAUUUUUGCAGCCAUCGAAAUUAAAAGGCAUAGCUAUUAACGACUUCAUGAAGCAACAGCAAGAAACUAGCGAAUCUAUUGACUCCGUAUCAUUAGGAUAUAGAGGUUUGACAGGUUCGCCGUACGUAGCACCAUCAGAAAUUGUACAAAAAAUUAUGCAACGUUUACGCGAACAUGAAAGCCAUGAACACGAUCCGUACGCAAUGUACAAUUCGUACGAACAAUACAGCCCGGUACAUUGUAGCAGUACGCAGUCUGUACUAUCUCCCGAUAAUAGACAAUUUUUAGAACAACCACGUUCUAAAAGUCCUGAUAUGCGUAACAAACGUAUGAUAAUUGGACAAAAAUCGUUCGCAUUUGGACAUGACGGUGAUUUAAUCGAAAUCCAUCCAUCUGAUACGAAAACAUCGUUUGAAAGUGACACUAGGAAUGAUUAUAACACCAUUUCGCAAGUAUCUAAUAUUGUAACAGAUAAAAUAUUUGAGCCUACUACAAUUCAAAAAGCGGAGGGAACAAUACGAAAAAGACUAUCAUUUUAUGACAGCACGGAUGAAUUCGAUGACAGUGAUGUUCAAUCACCAACGAACAAUGAAAUGGACAAUGAAAAUAUAAACACGUCGAAUAAAAGAUCUGAUAAGAAUAUUAACUGCGAAGGUGAAGUUUUAUCCUACGCGGUUACAGAAAAUACAUUUGACAUUCGCAGAGCGAGUGAUGGAUUUUGUAACACGAAGCAUGAGAAGGAGUUUUUGGUUCACGAACGAAGACAUAGCGAUGGCUUUGUCCAAAAGCACGAUAAAGAGUCUGUUCUAACUCGGAGAAGAAAAACUUUGAAACGGCAGACUAGAGUAAGUGAUUUGGAUGCAAUACCAAAUGCUUAUACGUCAGACGCUGUGCAACAUAACGUUGAAUCGGAAUAUAACUUGGAGAAAGAUUUGCAGAGCACGUUCGUGGACAACAGAGUGAAGUUAAAUAGAGACAUUGCGGAAAUGACAGAAUCAAAAUGUGAAGUUGAAAAUUCCCAUAUGGAAAAAUGUUUUGGAGAAAAACAGAACAGUCUGGGACCGAUGGAUGAUAGUUUAAGCAAAGUAAAACAAGAUUCAGAUAAGGGUAAAUGUUGUGUCGGAGAGGUUCAGUCCGAAGAUCAAUCGUGCGAAGAUAAGGAGGGACAGACUACUUGUUGCUGCCGUUCUGACAGUAAAAAGUAUUGGAAGAAAAUGGAGAAAAUUAUUCAAGAAAAUAAGAAUCUGGAAAGCAUGGUGACAAAAAGUAGGAGAGAAAUGGCAGAAAUCCGAGAGAUGUUAAGUAGCGUGUUAUCUGUACGCUUAGAACCCGGAUUUUAAUUCCAAUCAAUUUAAAUGACAUAUCGCGUUUACUAUAAUAUACAUAUACAUAUAUAUAUACACACGUAUUUUUUAUUAUUUAUCGUAUCGUUCAAUUGAAUUCAUACGAAACCUACGUUCCAGGUUACGUGCCUACAUUUUGAUAAAUUUUGAUCUAUACAGGCUAUACAAACAGGGUAGGAGCUUUGUAGAAAAUAUGAAAUGUACAAAUAAUAUAGGAGUAUUCAAUAAAUAUUUAACACGAUUGAUUUUCA
Messenger RNA from Ceratina calcarata, 2799 nucleotides. RefSeq names its product Ki-ras-induced actin-interacting protein-IP3R-interacting domain olf186-M (gene olf186-M). NCBI's taxonomy places the organism in Eukaryota, Metazoa, Arthropoda, Insecta, Hymenoptera, Apidae. The transcript is spliced from 6 exons. The coding region runs from base 782 to 2545 and encodes 587 amino acids. The record is from RefSeq and is a predicted model, not a curated record. Gene Ontology annotation, molecular function: signaling receptor binding.